Salvia hispanica is the source of this 1781-nucleotide messenger RNA. RefSeq lists its product as uncharacterized. The record is from RefSeq and is a predicted model, not a curated record. NCBI's taxonomy places the organism in Eukaryota, Viridiplantae, Streptophyta, Magnoliopsida, Lamiales, Lamiaceae.
ACAAACUUGGCUUGUGUUUCCUGCAUCAUCAUCUUCUCCUUCCAAUCCACUAAUUCACUCAUUUCCUUCAAAAAUCAUUCAUGGCUUGGACCACCAAGCAUCGCCUUGCCCCUAAAUCCUCAAAACUAUCCGCCUCUCGUGAGUCUAGGCUCCGCCGCACAAAGCGCAAGCUCUCCUAUAUCUUUUGUGGCGCUUUCCGUUACAAGUCAACCCUUCAGGAGCUGGGAGAUGGCCCAAUCAUAACUUCAGUUAGCUACGCUAAAAGCUUAGCACCAGUUGAUGCUCAAAACUCAACCGUAGAAUCCUCUUCUGUUUUCACGUCAGAAGCUUGGGAUACAGUAUCCGUAUGUGAAAAUGGGGACUCAUCUGAAAGUACCAGUAUCACUGAGGAAGCUUUUCCUGAAUCUGGUCCAUCCAAUGUUCAGUCAAGCAGAGAUAUCCAAACUCUUCCACAACAGCCUGCUCAAGAAUUGGUUUCUGGUAAUACAACCAAUUACAUUGCCGAAGUUAUUGAUUCCACCGAUACAUUAACUGAAGACCCGGAUUCAGUUUAUCCAGGUGAUGAUCAGUCACAGGGUCUCAGUGUUCAACAUGCGUAUUCAAAUGAUAUUGUGGAAUAUAGUCAUGAUGCUGCUGUGGGCUACAAUAGUUCUGAUCCAAGCUCUCUUGCUAUUAUUUCUGAUCUGCCACGAUCUGAAUAUCCCGGAAAUGACCAUGCCCACGUGUCAACAACUUCUAGUUCAGUGUUUCUUGUGUCUGACAGAGACCAGAAUUUAAUAAAUGGAGAUCUGCUUCGCCUUGAUUUGGUUAGUAUCUCUUCCAACUCCUUAUCCAGUAGCAUUGCUGAAAUAAGUAGCCAUGAAACUAGACGAAACAGUAUGAGGCUAUUUUGGGAUGCUUUAGCAAGACGCAGCUUAAGAAGGAACAUUGAUUCGCCGACAAUUGUUUUUGCAACUGGUCUGGCUGAUGACUUAGGCUCACAUGACAGAUGGCUUCUUGAUUUCAGUGGUGAUCUCCAUUACUAUGGAUCCAGUCGUGAUCUUGAUUCAUUCAGUUUAGGACAUCACCGCAGACAUGAAAGGAGAUGGCUUUUGAGAUCUGAGGCCUCAGAAACAAUAAGUGAUACUGAUGAGGAAGACCAACAAACUGCAUUAUGUGCAUCUGGACUUCACCUGGAUGGUACAUGUUCAUGUGACUCGUUCUUUACAGCUGAAGAGUCGAGUAGUCUUGCAAGUAUUUCACGAAUAAUCCUGCUUGCUGAGGCAUUAUUUGAGGUUUUGGAUGAAAUUCAUCAUCAGUCUCUGUCACUUUCGCUAUCUACUCUCUCACUUCCUGCUCCAGAAUCUGUUGUGGAUGGAUUUCCUCUCAAGUAUUACAGAAAAUAUAUAAAUGGGGAAAGUGAUUCGACUGAUGUUCAACAGUGCUAUAUUUGCUUAGCCGACUACGAGGAAGGGGACAAAUUGAGAGUCCUUCCAUGCAAUCAUGAAUUCCACACCCCGUGCAUCGAUAAAUGGCUGAAAGAAGUAAAUAGGGUAUGUCCAGUCUGCAGACACAAUGUCUGUGAGGGCAGUGGAGAAUGCUCGGUCUCAAACCCACAAGUACAUUCACAGUAGAAAUGCAACUACAAAUAUACAAAAACAAGUAAGUUGCUAGGUUUAUACCUUCAGGGGCUAACUCGAUAAGUUGUAUGACUUAAAUUUGUAGAAUAUCAAAAUUUAGAUGCUGGCAUGCUGCUAUGUAUAUAUACAUCUAUAUUUGGUUCAAACUAUUGCUGGCUCUUA